UUGACCACUAGGAGAAGUGUUAAUCACGCGUCGAUCGCGCUCGACUGUUUCUUUGGAUUCCUCACGCGAUCCUAAACGACGCGCGCGUGCUCCGAACCAUCGCGCAUCGCGCAUUACACUUCUUUCAGUUUCUUCAUGCUUAUAGUGUGCUACUAUACGCUGUAGAAGAUUCUCGUUUUCGACGGCAACAGCAUGUAUACAAGAUUGCCUACGGAGGUACGAGGUGGUAAAUCGAUAAGGAGUUGCGUAAGGAGAAGAAGAGAAAGUAGAGCCAUGAAAUGAUUUCUCGAGAAAGAGGAAAUAAAACUCAAGAGGGAGAUUGAGAAAAGUUUUGACAUUUGAAUAUUUGUUAUUGAACAUCGAUCUUUGCACGACAACAAUAACCGAUUAAAUUACUUCUGUUAUCGAUUUUGAGCCGUUAUUAUGACAACAAUGUGUCAGUUUAAGAAAUCGUUUGUGCUUAAUCGUGUAGCAGGUGUAUCCGUGAGAAAACAAUUGAAAGGAGCCGAUUGAAAGGGAAGCAAGUUGUGCAAUUAAAGAAACGAGACGAUUGAAGGUGAUUCGAUGAACACUGAGGAUUAACGGAAGCGUCGUUAUGUUUGCAAAGUCAAAAAGCAGUGGCUCGACACCGAGCAUUUUACUUCCGACUCCUCUUCAAAAUUUGUACGAGGUUGGCAAACAAGCGGCUACGGCAGGUCCUGAAAACGCCUGGCGUAUAUACGACGGAUAUACGAAAACGGAUCGAAAGGAAGUUUCUAUAUUCUUCUUCGACAAAAGGUCGGUUGAUAAGCUUCACAAACCAAAGCGGAAGGAAACCGUCACCGAAAUUUUACGAAACGGAGCACGACAAAUGGAACUGUUGUCUCAUCCGAAAAUACUACAAGCAUAUAAGGUCGAGGAAUGCGCUGAUAGUUUGGCAUUCGUUUCGGAGCCGGUUCUAGCUAGCCUUGCGAACGUUUUGGCAUAUCAAGAACAACGAGCAAAUAACGUUGGCCAAUCAUCGAGUAACGUAAUGAAACAAACUUCUUCGAUCGCAAGUCAUCGUGCUACUUAUGUGAAAGAGUACGAGUUACUCGAUAUCGAGAUCAAAUAUGGAUUACUGCAGAUUGCGGAGGCUUUGCUUUUUUUUCAUGAAAGCUGCAAAUUUCUUCACAGAAACGUUUGUCCUGCAAGCAUUAUAAUUACCAAAAGAGGCACUUGGAAAUUAUCAGGCCUCGAAUUUAUCGAAAAAGUUAACGAAGUACCGAUGAUAUCACAACCUUGGACUAACCGUAUGCCAAAAAUGACACAACCAAAUCUUGAUUACAUAGCUCCGGAAGUGCAGCAAAAGAAACUGGUUGGUUUCUACAGCGAUAUGUAUAGCUUCGGUAUGACGAUAUGCGCGAUAUUUAAUCAAGGACGUUCAUUGAUUCAAGCAAACCAUAAUUGUUCCGAGUACUUGAAACAACUAGAAAACCUUGAAGAGCAAGUUCGUGCGAUACUACCAUUAAUUCCUCUUCCACUUCGAGAGGUUGUUUCUCGACUUUUACACGUUGAUACAGAAAUGAGACCACCCAUCGACGUUUUGCCAAGAAUGAAAUAUUUUAAAGAUCCACCUGUGUACGCUCUUCAAUUUCUGGAUGUUAAUAAGAUGAAAAGUGUAUUACAGAAAGAGCAUUUCUAUACGACUACUUUGAAAGGAGCAUUUCCUUACAUACCAAGAAAACUUUGGUACCAACAUAUCUGGACGUAUUUGGAAACCGAGUUAGAAAGUCAAGAAGUUCAAUCGGCUGUAUUACAACCAGUACUUUACAUUGUACAAAACAGUACACAAGAAGAGUACGAUCAAAUUGUAUUUCCACCGUUACGUAAUAUUUUUCUAUCUCUUUCUCAUUCGCAUGUUAUGCCGUGUCGUACCAGAACGGUCACGUUAUUGGAAAACUUGCAUUUAAUACUGAAAAAAACAUCUCGAGAAUAUGUGGAGAGUGAGAUACUUCCGAUGUUAUACACAUCAUUUGAAAAUUCAACUACUCAAGUACAGACUGCAGCGUUCGUAGCUGUAUCAAACGUAAUUGAAUACAUAGAUGAUGAAGCCGUUCGGAAUAUCGUACUGCCAAAACUACUACAAGCUUUUGAAAAAAAUUUGGUAGACUCUCGAAUACUUAUGAACGUUAUUCCCUGCAUUUUAAACCGGCUAGAAAAACAAAAAAUCAUCGAUUGCAUUUUGCCGUUGUUGUUCAAUGUAAAACUUCAAGAACCGGAGAUAAUCGUUCGGGUUGUAAAAAUUUACAGAUUGAUGUUAACCGACAAGAAGUAUGGACUUUCUGUGAGCUGGAUGGCGACUCGAGCAAUGCCUUCUUUACUACCUCAUACUAUCAACCUCGCACUAAACCUUGAACAGUUUGAGAUGCUCCACAAAGUGUUACAAGAUAUGCUGAAACACAUAGAAAGAAAUCAGAGGAAUCAAUUGACUCUGGACAAUUUAUCGUUCUCGAGCCCAGAACGUUAUCGAAGCUUACGGCAUCAACAUAGCACGGAUAAUAUGUAUGUUGCACCCUUCAAUAUACCAAACUUACGUAUCGAACAACGUAAAACUUCUUCGGCUGAAGAUAUGGCUAGGAAGAAUAGUAGUAAUUCAAUGUCAACAACAGUCUCGGCUGAAAACAUGGCGAGAAAAAACUUCUUUACCUUGAGAUGGUUCUCAUCUUCAAACAACGAUAAUAGUAAUUUCCUGAAAGUGGCGAAUACUAUUGCAAGUAGGCGAUUGUCGGAGAACACUCUGAUGACACCGAAAAUCCACGUAGCACCAUCCUGUGAGAGUUCUCCAGGCGUUACACCCAGUGAUGGAUUUCUAAUACGUCGUCAUUCGACUACUGGUCCACAAGACCGACGCGGAUCGAGCAUAAAUUUAUCACCUCCUUUGGGUGGGGGUAUACCGAUUACCAGUAGCAGCGUGCCAUACUUGGUUAGCCCGAGCAUGAAUAGCAUACGUGGCUCGAGGUGUCCGUCCAUCUCCUCGACAUCCUCUCAGCAAGGGGCCGGAUGGUUACAGCAGGUUGGCUCCAACAUGGUAAGACAACAACCCCCCAUCUGCCUCAACCUCAAUGGACCAUCACCACCACCACAACCACCAACACUUUCUCCAUUACUCCAGCUACCGGGACAGUCUUUCCACUGAUCCUCCGUUACAGUUAUCAGUUCUUCAACAAACAGUUCGACGCUUGAACCGUGGUCUUUUGUCUAUAAUCCACUUUCGUAAAUUACUGCAUAACUAUAAACAACCUACUGAUUGCCGUUGCUAACCACUGAUUAACACAUCAAAAUGAAAUAAAAUGCAGCAGAGAAGAAUAAUUUUAUAGACAUCUUUUGCUGAAUAUAGAGAAAUGCGAAACCAAGGUGACAUCAUUUGUUAAUCGAAUUCAAUAAUAUAUAAUUAUGUAUCUUUAUGACAAGAUAUAUUAGUGUAUCGAUACUUUCUGUUCUUAACAUAUAUGCAUAUACAUAUAUAAUAUUUGGACUCUGAAUGUAUCGGUGAAGAUCUUCUGUGCAAAGGAGCAAAGACUUUAAUUUCUUGUAAAGAAGUCGAACAAUUCGAGACCUUUUGAAGUGGCCUAAUUACAUAAUUAAUAUCCACAUUUGUUGUUUGUGUCAUCGUUCAAGAUUCCAAC
This is a messenger RNA of Eufriesea mexicana, 3647 nucleotides long. RefSeq names its product SCY1-like protein bma (gene bma). Gene Ontology annotation, molecular function: ATP binding; protein kinase activity. The record is from RefSeq and is a predicted model, not a curated record. The coding region runs from base 596 to 3157 and encodes 853 amino acids. NCBI's taxonomy places the organism in Eukaryota, Metazoa, Arthropoda, Insecta, Hymenoptera, Apidae. The transcript has 18 exons. Gene Ontology annotation, biological process: protein phosphorylation.